AGUCUGAUUGAUGACACAUUUUAUUUCAUCUAAUCAUGGAUAUACAGAUGCCUGGAGGAUGGAGCAAGGUGGAGCCCGCCACACCAGAGGUGAAGAAAAUCACCCAAGAGGUGAAGGAACAAGUUGUAGCACUCUCACAUGGAGCCAACUUUAAGGUUUUCAAUGCGGUAAGCUUCUCUUCUCAGACUGUGGCAGGAACAAACUAUAUAAUCAAGGUGAAUGUUGGAGGAGAUGUAUGCGUUCAUGUGAUGGUAUUUAAAGCUAUUUCUUCCCAAGAGAAGCUGAAGGUGCAGAGAAUCCAGCACCCUAAAAAACGCAGUGACCCUCUGAAGAACUUUUGAAUAAUAACAUACAAACAUCAACAGACACUGUGUCUUAUCUUGUAACAACAUUGUAACAAUAAAGAUGCUACAGUGGCUUGUUACAAUAAUAAACUCAACAUCCUGAAACCUUAGUGCCUGUGUAAAUGUGUUUUACUGUAAACAACAAAUUACAUCAUCGUAAUAAAAAUGUAUUGUGCUGAUGUAUUUGAAAAUGGACAUAUAUCAUGAUUAAAAAAGAAAAGGAAAUACAAUUCU
Molecule: messenger RNA, 578 nt
Organism: Xyrauchen texanus (razorback sucker)
Lineage: Eukaryota; Metazoa; Chordata; Actinopteri; Cypriniformes; Catostomidae
Product: cystatin-A1-like
Exons: 3
Coding region: 36-341 (101 amino acids)
Cellular component (GO): cytosol
Molecular function (GO): cysteine-type endopeptidase inhibitor activity
Source: RefSeq, a predicted model, not a curated record